Messenger RNA from Panthera uncia (snow leopard), 5120 nucleotides. It is a transcript of the gene POFUT4, whose product is annotated as fucosyltransferase 11. The record is from RefSeq and is a predicted model, not a curated record. Gene Ontology annotation, molecular function: alpha-(1->3)-fucosyltransferase activity. The transcript is spliced from 3 exons. NCBI's taxonomy places the organism in Eukaryota, Metazoa, Chordata, Mammalia, Carnivora, Felidae. Bases 1 to 1482 code for a protein of 493 amino acids. Gene Ontology annotation, cellular component: Golgi membrane.
AUGGCGGCGUGCAGCAGCGGGGCUGUGCUCGCUGCCCUGGGAGUGCUUAGCAUUUGUGCGGUCAGCGGCUCUGGGCCCAUGGCUGAGGGGGAGACCGGCGGAGAGGCGGGCUGGGCAGAGCCGUGGGAUGGUGCAGUUUUCCGGCCGCCCUCGGCGCUGGGCGCGGUGGGGGUGGCGCGCAGUCCCGGGCCCUCGCAGCCAGGGAGGGAGGAGGCCGUGGACUUGCCGGUGCUGCUGUGGUGGAGCCCAGGGCUAUUUCCCCACUUCCCGGGCGACUCAGAGCGCAUCGAGUGCGCGCGCGGCGCGUGCGUGGCGUCCCGGGACCGACGGGUGCGAGGGCACUCGCGGACGCGCGCGCUGCUCUUCUACGGCACUGACUUUCGAGCCUCCGAGGCGCCGCUGCCGCGCCUGGCGCAUCAGAAUUGGGCGCUUCUGCACGAGGAGUCGCCCCUCAACAACUUCCUGCUGAGCCACGGGCCGGGCAUCCGCCUCUUCAAUCUUACUGCCACGUUCAGCCGCCAUUCGGACUACCCGUUGCCGCUUCAGUGGCUGCCCGGGACCGCUUAUCUGCGCCGCGCGGCGCCUCCGCUACAGGAGCGCGCUGAGUGGCGCCGACGCGGCUACGCGCCGCUGCUCUAUCUGCAGUCCCACUGCGACGUGCCUGCGGACCGGGACCGCUACGUGCGCGAGCUGAUGCGUUACAUCCCGGUGGACUCCUACGGGAAAUGCCUACAAAAUCGGGAGCUGCCCACUCCGCGGUUACAGGACACAGCCACAGCCACCACCGAGGAUCCAGAGCUCUUGGCCUUCUUGUCUCGCUAUAAGUUCCACUUGGCCCUUGAAAAUGCCAUCUGUGACGACUACAUGACAGAGAAGCUGUGGCGCCCCAUGCAUCUUGGUGCUGUGCCUGUGUAUCGCGGCUCUCCCUCUGUGAGGGACUGGAUGCCCAACAAUCACUCCAUCAUCCUCAUUGAUGACUUUGAGUCACCUCAAAAGCUGGCAGAAUUUAUUGAUUUUCUGGAUAGGAACGAUGAGGAAUAUAUGAAAUAUCUGGCGUACAAACAACCUGGGGGCAUCACCAACCAGUUCCUUCUGGAUAGUCUGAAGUAUCGGGAGUGGGGAGUGAAUGAUCCUUUGCUGCCUAACUACCUCAAUGGCUUUGAGUGUUUUGUCUGUGACCAUGAACUGGCUCGGCUGGAGGCCGAGAAAGCACACGCAGCCUCUCCUGGGGACAUCCCUGUCCCUGAGCCUCACAUUGCCCAGCCCUCACACAUGGACUGCCCAGUGCCCACACCUGGAUUUGGCAGUGUGGAAGAGAUUCCUGAGAAUGACAGCUGGAAGGAGAUGUGGCUGCAAGAUUAUUGGCAAGGUCUGGACCAGGGGGAAGCUCUCACUGCCAUGAUCCACAACAAUGAGACAAAGCAGAGGAAAUUUUGGGACUACCUACAUGAGAUCUUCAUGAAAAGGAACCAAAAUCUCUAAUUAUCCUUGCAAGAGCCUUUAAAUUGGUAGAGUUAAGGAGAUGGAAGUCCUUAUUCUACCAUGGGACAUGAGGGGCAUCUACUGCAUAUCCCUUAACGAACACUGUCUUAUUAUGAGUUCAAGGAAUUCCAGUUAUAUCCACUGAUAUUUUACCCUAAUGAUGUGUAUCCAGUGUCUCAGUUUGUGGUAUUAGGGCCUCUCCUCAAUGAGAGAUGGAGGCCUCUAGUUCUUGGAUUAAUGGAAAACAGAAGCCUGAAACACCCACUUGUUUUAAAGUGCUGAUCCAACAGAAUCUUUAAAGAAUUGCAUCUUUCUCUAGCCAUUUCAUCCUCUUAACUGUGAUUGGAACAACACCUUGGUACUUGGCUUAAGAAUGAGGUAAAAUGGACCACGUUUAGUAGGGUCUUAAAAUUUCCGUGCUCUUCUUUAAACUCUUUAUUAUUCAGUACCUUUCCUUUAUUUAUUUUUUUUACAUUAAAAAAAAAUUUACUUUGAGAGAGAAAGCACAAGUCAGGGAGGGGCAGAGAGAGAGGAGAGAGAGAGAGAGAGAGAGAGAGAGAGAGAGAGAGAGAGAAUCCUAAGCAGGCUCUGCAUCGUCAGUGCAGAGCCCAAAGUAGAGCUCGAAGCCAUGAACUGCAAGAUCACCACCAGAGCCGAAGUCAGACACUCAACUGACUGAGCCACCCAGGCGCACCUAUUCAAUACCUUUCCUAAUCUCUUUUCAUCUCCUGCUUUAUAAAUGGUUACAUUGGUGGUGAAGCAAAACUCCUGGUGGGUUGUGUUAUGGUUCUUUGGAAUUGCAUUUUUUAUAUCAUUUACUUGCUCUUGAUGUCAAACUUUUUAACUUUUUUUGGUUCAGGUCAUGAUCUUGUAGUUCAUGAGUUUGAGCCCCAUGUCAGGCUUUGUGCUGACAGCUUGGAGCCUGAAGCCUGUAUCCGUUUCUGUGUCUUCCUUUCUCUCUGCCCCUCCCUGCUAACGCUCUGUCUCUUUCUCAAAAGUAAACAUUAAAAAAAAUUGUUUUAAUGGUUUUUUCUUUCCUGGUUUUCCGUAAUCUGACGAAGAUGCCACCAUCCCCACAUUCAUUCUCCUCUACAUUAAACUGGCUGUAGAUUUUUGACAGCUUUGCUUACUGCUGGUUUGCUUCUUUUUUAGGGAAUAACUGUAAUUCUUUCUCAUCUCAUGAACAGAAAGAUCCGAUGGUUAAUAUAUAUCAUGUCAAUUUAAUGAAUUGUCCUGCUCUAUUUUAGGUUAGAGAUAGAGACUAUGGCUGGAAAUGAUGGCAGAAAAACAAAUUUAAUAUUUAAAUGAUUUUUUAAAUGUUUUUAUUUAUUUUUGAGACAGAGCAUGAGCAGGGGAGGGGCAGAGAGAGAGAGGGAGACACACAAUCUGAACCGGGCUCUAGCCUCUGAGCUGUCAGCACAGAGCCUGAUGUAGGGCUUGAACUCAUCAACUGUGAGAUCGUGACCUGAGCUGAAGUCCGUCGCUUAACCGACUGAGCCACCCAGGCGCCCCUAAAUGAUUUUUAAAUGUUAAAAUAGACCAGGGUGAAUCAAACUGCAGGUUUUUAUAGGUCUUUGGUCUUUUCUGUCUGCCUAAUGAACUCUUCUCUAUAUUUUAUUAUUUAAAAAAAAUUUUUUUUAACGUUUAUUCAUUUUUGAGAGACAGAGACAGAGUGCAAGUGGGGGAGGGGCAGAGAGAGGGAGACACAGAAUCCGAAGCGGGCUCCAGGAUCUGAGCUGUCAGCACAGAGCCCGAUAUGGGGCUUGAACCCACAGACCAAGAGAUCAUGACCUGAGCUGGAGUCGGCUGCUUAACCGACUGAGCCACCCAGGUGCCCCUAUAUUUUAUUAUUUUUAAAUGCUACAAAAGUCCUAUUUCCUCCAUAGAGUCAUGAAAAUUACGUUGGAAAAAACAGCCCAGCAAUAGUUGUAAUAAUUACUUCAUACUAUGGAACACUUUUCAGUUCCUGUGGGAUGAAUAUUCCAACUUGACUCAUUCUAUUACUGAUAUCCUUCUGUUCAACUUUAUAGUACUUAGUGAGACUACAUUUUGAUGGAACAUACCUAAACUCAAGGGGCUGAGAGGUGAGGCAAGACUUAUGUUGGUGGUGAAGCAAAACUCCUGGUGGGUUGUAUUAUGGUUCUUUGGAAUUGUAUUUUUUAUAACAUUUACUUGCCCUUGAUGUCAAGGGGCUGAGAGGUGAGGCAAGAGUUAGCCACCACAAGUGGCUGGUUCAGUAAAAAGCUGUUAGGCAGAUUUGGGGAUAUAGCCAAACCUUUAUAUUGCUGUGGCUUGAAAAUAAAGCUUAAAGGGCAGGGAGACCAUUAGGUUUUUCAGGGCCAGUGGAACAAGAAAUACCUUGGACCUUAGAGCUACUCUGGUUGUAAUGUGUAGUAUUAAUGAAUUAUCACUAAAGAAGUUCUAUAGCUUAUCAGUGUAUCUAUAAAUUAAUAUGUAUAUGUACUUAUAUAUAUACACAUACAUACACUAAUUUACAACCAGAUGUGUGUGUGUGUGUUUAUGUAUGUAAGGUGCUUCAACAACUAGGGUCCCACACUUAAUAUUGUGACAUCUAAGGAUGUGGCCAAGGAGAGCUCUAAUUUAGACUGGAUUUCACGGUCAUAAUGGUUCUAUUUUCAUUUUAUUUUUUAGUAAAAAAUACCCUCACAACAGCAUGGAAAGUUUGCUUAACCUGUUUGGGCUUUUGCAGAAAAGCACAAGAGGGGAAGAUAGACCUUCAAAUAUACUAUUAAAAUUGGGUAUAAUGUAGACCCACAAAAAGAAGUCAAAUUCAGGACUCUGAUUUCUAAACUUGAAAUCUAUUUUUUUUUGGAGUAGUUUUUGUUCUUGUUUUUAACGUUUAUUCAUUUUUAAGAGACAGACAGAGUGUGAGUUGGGGAAGGGCAGAGAGAGAGAGGAAGACAGAAUAUGAAGCAGGCUCCAGGCUCUGAGGUAUCAGCACAGAGUCUGAUGUGGGGUUCAAACCAAUGAGUCGUGAGAUCAUGACCUGCACUGAAGUCGGGCACUCAACUGACUGAGCCACCCAGGUGCCCCUAAACUUCCAAUCUACUUAAAUGCAGGUGCUGAUUUAUAGUGCAAAAUACACAUUACUCAAAUGCAAACUAAGGUUAGGACUCAAGUUUAUGUGCAAUGAAAAGGGUAAGUGAUGGUUAUGCAAAAUGUAGAAUCAUCCUUACUUCUCCUAAUUACACCAGUUCAGGUUGGCAUUCCUUUAGCACUUUUAUGUACAAAAUGGGCCAAUUGUUUGUGAAUGGUUGUGGCUGGAGACUCAGGCCUGCUUUGUGGACAGGGCUUUUUAGACGUUCUCCUUUAAUCCUAUUACCAUAAAAGUAUUCGUAAAAGAGCAAGAUAAGCCAGGUGCUACAUUUCCACAAGAGCAAGCAGAACCAAUAUGAAGAGAAAGCAAACAAUGUGAAUUUUCUCUGGUUUGGGGCUCAGUUUGCUCUGUCAACCGCAGCAGGCUUGGGGUUAUUGGUGGUAGAAGUGCUUGAUUAGGAAUCUGUUUUAUUGGACUGGGGGUGGAGCAUGGGGCUGAUGCCUUUAUUACUCCAUGUGUUGCAAUAUCCUAUAAUCUCAGGUUUCAUUUUGUAUAAUAAAUGGCUUCUUUUUAAACAGUG